AUGAAGAUUGGCAAUCGAAACCAAUCGUACUUGAGCUGGGGUGGAGCACGAGACCAGGUUUACGAGAAUGCUCUCCCAUCUUUGGAAUCAACAAGGCCGACGAGGAUUGUUGUCGGGAUUACAGGUGCAACAGGUGCCCCGUACGCCAUCCGCAUCUUAACCCUUCUUCACCACCUAGGUGUGGAGACUCAUCUUAUCAUUAGCAAAUGGGCAUUAGCCACACUCAAAUACGAAACAUCCAUGAGCGAAGCUGAUAUUCGAGGCCUUGCGAGUAGAUCAUACACAGCAAAAGAUCUCUCAGCACCAAUCGCUUCAGGAUCCUUUCAGCAUGACGGAAUGAUGAUCGUUCCCUGUAGCAUGAAAACUCUUGCUGCAGUACGAUCUGGUUACUGCGAUGACCUAAUAUCAAGAGCCGCCGAUGUCACACUCAAGGAAGACCGCAUACUACUCCUAGCUAUUAGGGAAACACCUUUGAGUUCUAUUCAUCUUGAGAAUAUGCUUGCUCUUCGUCGUGCUAACGCCAUCAUCUUCCCUCCUGUUCCGGCUUUCUAUACCAGGCCUGGGGGUAUCGAUGAUAUUGUCGAUCAAAGUGCUGGAAGGAUGUUGGAUAUGAUGGGAAUAUUCACUGAUGGAUUUGAGCGAUGGGAGGGGUUCAAGAAAGCUCAGACUGAGAUGUAG
Fusarium graminearum PH-1 is the source of this 678-nucleotide messenger RNA. Its product is annotated as phenylacrylic acid decarboxylase. Gene Ontology annotation, molecular function: carboxy-lyase activity. The coding region runs from base 1 to 678 and encodes 225 amino acids. Lineage: Eukaryota; Fungi; Ascomycota; Sordariomycetes; Hypocreales; Nectriaceae. The transcript has 2 exons. The record is from RefSeq and is a predicted model, not a curated record.